Messenger RNA from Halichondria panicea, 1772 nucleotides. Its product is annotated as glutathione hydrolase-like YwrD proenzyme. The transcript is spliced from 8 exons. Gene Ontology annotation, biological process: glutathione catabolic process. The record is from RefSeq and is a predicted model, not a curated record. Lineage: Eukaryota; Metazoa; Porifera; Demospongiae; Suberitida; Halichondriidae. Gene Ontology annotation, molecular function: glutathione gamma-glutamate hydrolase. The coding region runs from base 6 to 1697 and encodes 563 amino acids.
AUAUCAUGGCUCUCCCCUACUCAUCCAGAAGGUCUCCAGUCAUAUGCAGGAGUGGCUGUGUGGCUUGCAGUCAGCCUCUAGCGGCGGAGGUCGGUCUGCAGGUGCUCAAGAGUGGAGGGAAUGCUGCAGACGCUGCAGUGGCUGUAGCAGCUGCUCUAAACGUCACAGAGCCUUGCAGCACUGGUAUUGGAGGAGACUGCUUCUGUUUAUUCUACAAUGCACACACUAAAACAGUGCAGGGACUCAAUGGAAGUGGUCGCUGCCCCCAGGCUCUCUCCUUGGAGCGGCUCUCCUCAGAGGGGUUUUCCCUGGGACACCCACUUCCACCCAGACACGCCCACACUGUGACAGUACCAGGAGCUGCAGCUGGAUGGGUGGACACGGUGGAGCGAUUUGGAUCUGGAAAGCUCUCCCUCUCUGAGUUACUCCAACCAGCCAUUGCCCUGGCCGAGGAUGGAUUUCCUGUUGCCCCAGUUACAGCUCACUUCUGGUCGAAUGGGUCACCUGACCUGCUGAAACCAUCUAACCGCCAUGGAGGGGACAUGUUGUUGAAUGGCCACGCCCCCAAAGCUGGCGAUAUCAUGAAGAUGCCCCAUCUAGCAAACACAUUCAGAUCUCUUGCCUCCCAUGGUAAGGCGGGAUUCUACGAGGGACAAGUUGCCGAGGCGAUAGUAGCGUGUUUGAAGGAGAACGGAGGGGCCAUGACUUUGGACGACCUUCGAACUCAUCGGAGUACAUUUGACGAGCCAAUCAGAACGCGUUACCGGGACAUUGAUGUAUGGGAGAUCCCCCCUAACGGCCAAGGCAUCACUGCCCUCGUUGCACUAAACAUUCUGGAGGGGUUUGAUUUCAAAGAUACCCCCCACAACAGCGUGGAGUACCUCCACAAACUCAUCGAGGCCAUGCAGCUGAGCUUUGCCGACAGCUGGUGGUUCACGGCUGACCCGACUAAAGUCAGUGUACCAGUGGAAGGUCUUCUAUCUAAAGACUACGCCUCAACCAGGAGACAGCUGAUGUCCACUGACAAGUGCCUCCCUGCGUACGAGAGAGGGCAGCCAUUCACCUCCAGUGACACAGUGUACUUUACCGUUGUGGACGCCCAUGGCAACGCAUGCUCCUUCAUAAACAGCAACUACAUGGGCUUUGGCAGUGCGCUCGUCCCAGAGAGGUGUGGCUUCACCUUGCAGAACCGUGGUGCCAACUUCUCGCUAGACCCCACCCACCCCAAUGCCUUGGCCCCCGGCAAACGGUCUUAUCACACCAUUAUACCCGGUAUGGCAACGAGGGCAGACACCGGACAGUUGUUCUCCAGCUUUGGCGUCAUGGGAGGUUUCAUGCAACCACAGGGCCACGUGCAGGUGUUGCUGAAUAUGCUUGAGUACGGAAUGAACCCCCAGGAAGCAUUGGAUGUACCUCGUUUCUGUAUCAUACCUCCUCCAAAGAAUGUACCCGGUGUCGAGCAACAGAAGGGAGGGUGUGUCGCAUUGGAGGAAGGAAUUGACGACAAGACGAUAGCCGGCCUGAAAGCCCUAGGGCACAAUGUGGAGGGCCCCGUCGUUGGUCACAAGCGAUCAUUGUUUGGACGAGGACAGAUUGUAACAUUGUUGCACCCGUCUGAGAGGAGUUGUGAGGGUGUGGAGCAAGUGUGGUGGGCGGGGAGCGAUGGACGAGCUGACGGUCUAGCUAUAGGUUAUUAAACUGCACGUAUAUAUGCUUUUAUGUUGUCACUAUUUUUGUACAAAGUGAACAUGCAAUGACUGUAUGUUAAAUUA